Anopheles cruzii is the source of this 984-nucleotide messenger RNA. It is a transcript of the gene r2d2, whose product is annotated as RISC-loading complex subunit tarbp2. The record is from RefSeq and is a predicted model, not a curated record. The coding region runs from base 1 to 963 and encodes 320 amino acids. NCBI's taxonomy places the organism in Eukaryota, Metazoa, Arthropoda, Insecta, Diptera, Culicidae. The transcript has 2 exons.
AUGUCGAUCAAGGCGAAAAUGUUGAAAGACAAAACCCCUGUCACCCUGCUGCAGGAGAUGUGCCAAAAGGAAUCGGCCGCAAUGCCGAUUUAUGAGUUUCUUGGCGAAAUGUGCUCUCCACUCGGACCCAACGAGAAAACAUUCACGCACCGAGUGACGGCCAUGGCAAAAAACACAACGGGUGUUGGCCGGAGUAAGCAAGAAUCCAAACACGAAGCCGCUUGGCAGCUGAUUUGUUUGCUGCGCGGUUUUACAACCGACGAAGACGAUGACGCCGAUGCUGGUGGCAAUCUGGAAACCGGAGGAGAUAAAGUGAUGCUGGUCCGCGACAUUUGUGUCCAGCGGUACUUUCCUCUGCCGGAGUUCACUUUGGUUCGAAACGUCGGUCCAUCGCACGCACCACUGUUUGAAUACGAGUGUCGCAUCCGGGACAUUGUGCGCCGCGGGACACACUCGACAAAGAAGGGCGCCAAGCAGGCGGCUUGCAGUGAGAUGAUAAAAACUUUGCAAGCGCUCCCUGUAGAAGAAACCAGUCUACAGCUACAGACCAUCGACCUGGCCUUGAAGGAGGUAUUGAACGAGGAUGAACAGGUGGUACGCACAUACCGCGAGUACAGCCAAUCGGCCAAUAAGAAGAAGCUUGGUGUAACGAUCGCCGAUCGGCACGAUUUCUUCAUGAACCUGCCGGAAGCGGAAGCUCGCAUCGGUGAAGCCCUCGCGGUAAUGGCCGAUGAGAGAGAAACAAAUUGCGAAAAGGUUCACCGUAUUCCGCAGGUUCUCGGCCUGAAGUACGCCAUUCAAGUGCACGAUCGGAACAUUGGGUUGAGCAGCGGUGGGUUUAUGAACACCUUUGAGCUCAUAAACCCCGAAUAUGACUGUCUAAUUAUGGGCGUCGGUGAUGAUCUCUACACAAAUGUAUUGAGAUAUUUUUCAACAAUGUUGAAAUUUACGCAGGUACGUUAGACGGCGUGUGAAUAAAGAUCU